AGGUUUGCCACGGCGUGCUCAUGCUAGACACUCGCCGCUGCAACGCACCUGCAUCGCUCUCUGCAUCGCGCGGCCGUUUUCCCAACCCGCAGCCACUUUUGGUGACUAGAGCUCGAUUUAACGGAGUUAGGGUCUGCCAUCGGGCACGAGGCAGCGCGCGGGGCGCUGCGCAGGCCGUGUCAGCGCAGAUGGAGCGGCGUGUGGCGUUCACCAACCCGCAUAGCGAGAAACUCGCGGGCGUGUUCGUGGAUGCCGGAUCUGAGGAUGUGGUCAUCCUGUGCCACGGGUACGCCGCGACCAAGGACGGCUUCCACCUGCCGGCAAUCGCCGAGGCGCUGGCGCAGCACGGCCGCAGCAGCCUGCGCUUCGACUUCGCGGGCAACGGCGAGUCCGAGGGCCAGUUCAGUUUCGGCGGCUAUUGGCGCGAGGUCGAGGACCUGAGGGCCGCGGUGGACUUUGUGAGGCGGGAGCUGCACAAACACGUGGCGGCAGUCGUGGGCCACAGCAAGGGCGGCAAUGUUGUGUUGCUGUACGGCAGCCGGUACGACGACGUGCCGCUGAUCAUCAACGUGGCGGGGCGCGGAGUCAUGGCGAAGGGCAUCAAGGAGCGCUUCGGUGCCGACAUCCUCGACCAGCUGGCGGCUGCGGGCGCGGUGGAGCAGGCGGUGAAGGCGGACGGCGGGCGGCUCAUCAAGUACAUGCUCACAAAGGAGGCGGUGGAGGAGCGAAUGAAGAUGGACAUGUUUGCCGAGGCAGCCAAGAUCAAGGCCGAGGUGCUGACCAUCCAUGGGACCGCCGACCGCGUGAUUCCCAUUGAGGACGGCCGCGCCUGGGACGCCCACAUCCCGCGGCACCGGCUGCUGGAGGUGGAGGGCGGGGACCACAACUUCCGUGCCGCGCCCGAGCAUAGGCAGCAGGUGGUGGCGGCCAUCGUGGCAGAGGUCACGGCGGCGGCAGAAAGGCGGGGCAGCGGCGCGGGGAAGGGGGAAGGGGUACCAGACAGGCAGGCGUGACCAGCGGGGUGCGGCGGUGGUGUGGGGAAGAGGGGGGCAUCAUCGGUGAGAGGGGCGGCGUGCGCGGGGCGUGAGCGGCUGGAGCUGCAGCGGGUGGGGCGCAUGUGGUGAAGCGCAGUAGGAAUGCGGGCGCUUGGGAAGCAGGUUGGGUUCUGUGCACAGCAACCCCUCCUGGCAAUCGUUUGCCGGAGCAGAUACGCCGUGAAAUGAACGGGACGACGUGACGCGGCAACUACGUAGUACAAGGGUAGCAAGUGGCUGAGCCCCGAGAAACGACCUAA
Messenger RNA from Chlamydomonas reinhardtii, 1294 nucleotides. RefSeq lists its product as uncharacterized. Lineage: Eukaryota; Viridiplantae; Chlorophyta; Chlorophyceae; Chlamydomonadales; Chlamydomonadaceae. The coding region runs from base 189 to 1013 and encodes 274 amino acids. The transcript has 8 exons. The record is from RefSeq and is a predicted model, not a curated record.